UGAUUGAUAUCGUUUCAAAAAUUACUUGAACGUUCAUCGUAAUCACGUGUACGUGCAAGUUUGUUAUUUUUAUGCAACUUAUCAAUAAAAAGUGAAUAGUGAAGAGAAAUUUAUUUAUUUAACAGAGUGGAUGAAUCAUACGAUUUUAAAUAUAUGAUAUUUUUAAUAUUUUAAGUAUUUUUCCAAAUAUUAUUGUUUUUUGAGGUUACAAAUUUAGGUUAAUAAGUUCAAGGAAACUAUAUGUUAAAAUCAAAAGAUUAUAUAUGAAAUUUAUUAAUAUAACAUUUUUCUAACAUGAUUUUAUAUUUACGUCAAACAUCAUUUUUAUAUAUAACUAAAAAAUUUUCUAGUUCAAUAUGUUUAAAUAACACGAAAUUUUGGAAUUAUUUGAUAGAAAAUUAUAAGAAUGUGUUGGUAGAACCUAAUAGUGUAUCAAAAGAAAUAUGGAAAAAUUUAAGAAAUUAUGCCAAAUCAGAAUGUGAUUCAUCAUUUCUUGAUUCUACUAUUUUAAGUACAUUCUAUCAUAAAUAUCAACCAAAUACUGGAAUAUGUUAUUAUAAAUUUUUAGAAGAUAAUAAUUAUAAUCCUUCGGUGCAUACUAUAAUAAAAUAUUUAGAAUUAUAUCAUAUAAAAAAUGAUUUAAUUACAGAAGUAGAUAAAAAACAUAUUUUAAGUUUAUAUAAUAAACUUAUGACUGAAUAUUCUUCAUUUAAUGCAAAUAUCGCUAAUAUUCUUGUUAAAAUCUUAUGCAAAAUAAAUCAAUGGAAGGAAGCUAUUAAAGUUAUAGAAAAAUAUGAAGUAACUGACAAAAGUUUACUUCGGAGAGCAUAUAAUGAUUUAAUUGCAUAUUUAUUCGAUCAUAAUAAAGAUGAAUUAGCAUACAAAUAUUUAAUUAAUAGUAUGAAAAAAGGAGUAGGAUCUAAUGAAUGUAUAUAUAUUACAUAUUUAAAAUAUUGUUUAAAAGAAAAAGAUACGUUUAAUGAAAAAAUUGAGAAAAUAUUCAUAUUAUGGAAUACAUAUGGUAUUAAACCUACUCAGAUGAUUGCAUUUGAAUAUAUGACGGCAUGCAUCGAACAUGGUUGGUCUGCUAACCCAACAACAAUAUCAAAUUUAAGAUGCAAUAAUUGUAAAGAAAAUCUAUCGCAAAUAAAUAUAUCUGAUCGAGAUUUUAAAUAUUUACUUGAAGUUGUAGAAAAAAAUUUUACAUCUUCUAACAUGUAUUAUCUAACUUUGCCAGAAGAAAUAAAUAAAUAUAUGAUGUUUAUCAAGAAAAAUAAACCAUUUGAUAUUAUUAUUGAUGGAUUAAAUGUUAUGUAUGCUAUUCGAUAUGAUAAAAAAUAUAUAAGUAUGAUCGUAGAACUUAUUAAAUCUUACGAAAAACAAAAUAAAAAAAUUCUGUUCAUUGGAAGAAUACAUAUGAAAUCCUUUAUAAAAAAAUUAGAUCUGAACAUAAAAAAUUGUUUCCUUCUUAAAAAUUGGACACAUGAUGAUUUAUUCGUAUUAUAUGCAGCAUUUUCAAGUGGAAAAAAUGCUAUAGUUAUUUCUAAGGAUUUAAUGCGUAAACAAAAAUUUACUAUUCAAAAUAAAGAGUUAAAUAUUCUCUUUAAUAAAUGGCAAUUUUCGUAUCAAUAUUAUUUUGAUAAAUAUAAAGGUUUAGUAAAAUUAAAUUCAAAAACACAAAUUGACGCAGUUGUUCAAAAAAAAAAUAAUUAUUGGCAUAUACCAUAUAUUUUUGAUGAAAAAUGUUCAAAAAGACAUACAUGUUUUAAUGAUUGGAUUUGUCUCAAGAUAUAAAUAAAAUGAUAUUUUUAU
Messenger RNA from Apis florea (little honeybee), 1812 nucleotides. It is a transcript of the gene mldr, whose product is annotated as mitochondrial ribonuclease P catalytic subunit. Lineage: Eukaryota; Metazoa; Arthropoda; Insecta; Hymenoptera; Apidae. Gene Ontology annotation, biological process: mitochondrial tRNA 5'-end processing; tRNA 5'-leader removal. The record is from RefSeq and is a predicted model, not a curated record. Gene Ontology annotation, cellular component: mitochondrial ribonuclease P complex. Gene Ontology annotation, molecular function: ribonuclease P activity; protein binding.